Messenger RNA from Camelina sativa (false flax), 2014 nucleotides. Its product is annotated as LEAF RUST 10 DISEASE-RESISTANCE LOCUS RECEPTOR-LIKE PROTEIN KINASE-like 2.4. Lineage: Eukaryota; Viridiplantae; Streptophyta; Magnoliopsida; Brassicales; Brassicaceae. Gene Ontology annotation, molecular function: ATP binding; polysaccharide binding; protein kinase activity. Gene Ontology annotation, biological process: protein phosphorylation. The record is from RefSeq and is a predicted model, not a curated record.
CCCAAGUCUCUGUGUAUCUUUUCUUGGUGAUUCUCUCUCUCUUUGUUUCCUCACAACACAAGGGAGAGAUCAAACUGAUCAUGUACCAUCUCCCCAAUUCUUCUCUAGUCUUGUUCAUCCUCUUCUCCUUAUUUUUCCCUUUUCCUUGUGAUUCAAGUAAACAUGAACAUGAGUCAUGCGAAACUGUUCAGUUUCAGUGUGGGAACAUUACCGCCGGUUUCCCUUUCUGGGGAGGGGAUCGUCACAAACAUUGCGGUCAUCCAUUGCUAGAGCUUCACUGCUAUUAUAACAACACCACUUCUUUUCUCAUCUCAGACCAUCUGUACCAUGUUCUCCAUAUAAAUCAAACAUCCUACACUCUUAGACUUAUCAAUCCAGACCUGCUGCAAGAGCCUUUUUGCUCCUCUAUAUUUACCAACGAAACCUUGCCUCUAGAUAUUCUCAACCUUUCGCAAAACUACAAGAGCGUUACAUUCUACCGUUCACAACCUCUUUCUCCUCACCGUUCGAGUUAUGCAUGUCCUGAGAUAGGUAAGAUAUUCGUGUCUGAAAACCCUAUCUAUGAUGAGACCUGCCUUUCCACUUUCACCGUGAAGGUUCCUAUGAGUUUCCUUACGAAACAGAAAGAGUUGGAUCUGCAAAUUUUGGAAAGUGUUUUAAGAGAAGGAUUUGAGGUGAAGGUGAAUAUCGAUGAGAAAGCGUGUCAAGAAUGUUCAUCCUCUUCCAUUGAUGCAGGAAUCUCUUCUAAAGCGAAAAUAGGUUCAGGAGUAGGUGUUACUCUGUUUCUGUUCCUGCUCUUAACAACAUUGUUUCUCCAAAUUCUCCGAAAGAGAAAGAGAAAAACAUCACAAGCUCUGGGUCAACAGAACGUCAAGGCACUUAUUACACUUAAGCAGUAUAGCUACGCACAAGUGAAGAGAAUUACAAACUCGUUCGCAGAAGAGGUAGGGAGAGGAGGAUUCGGAACUGUGUACCGAGGAACCCUUUCUGAUGGUUGUAUGGUUGCAGUGAAGGUCUUGAAAGACUCAAAGGGUAAUAAUGGUGAAGACUUUAUAAAUGAAGUUGCAAGCAUGAGUCAAACUUCUCAUGUCAACAUAGUUACCCUUUUAGGAUUCUGCUCUGAAGGUUACAAGAGAGCAAUUAUAUACGAAUUUAUGGAGAAUGGGUCUCUUGAUAAUUUCAUCUCAAGCAAGAAGUCAUCAAAUAUGGAUUGGAGCGAACUGUAUGGGAUUGCGCUAGGCGUUGCUCGUGGUUUGGAGUACUUACACCAUGGCUGCAGAACAAGGAUUGUACAUUUCGACAUUAAACCACAAAAUGUACUAUUGGAUGACAAUCUUUCCCCGAAAGUGUCAGACUUUGGCCUUGCUAAGCUCUGCGAGAGGACGGAAUCCAUAUUGUCACUGCUGGAAGCAAGAGGAACGAUAGGUUACAUUGCACCUGAAGUGUUUUCAAGUGUGUACGGUAGAGUCUCCCACAAGUCAGAUGUUUAUAGCUAUGGAAUGUUGGUUCUUGAGAUAAUUGGAGCAAGGAACAGAACACCAAAUGAAGAGCCUUCGUCAAGCACAAGCUCAAUGUACUUUCCUGAAUGGAUAUAUAAGGAUCUUGAGAAGGGAGACAAUGGAGGGAUUAUGGAGAAUGGAGUCAGCAGCGAAGAAGACAACGAGAUAGCAAAGAAGAUGACAUUGGUAGGUUUGUGGUGUAUUCAGCCUUGGCCAUCAGAUCGUCCAGCGAUGAACAGGGUUGUAGAGAUGAUGGAAGGAAACUUGGAUGCUCUUGAAGUACCUCCUAGACCUGUUUUGCAAUGUUCCGUAGUGCCUCAUUUCGAAUCUUCCUGGAUUUCAGAGGAAAACUCAAUAAUCUCCUCUUAGUCUUAGGUAUGGCCGCAAGCUUUUAGUUUAUGUGUAAAUCUCUGUGGUUGAAUCGUAAAUGUUAUUUGCUUAAAAAACAAUAUAACACAUGUUAUUACUGAACUUGAAAGACCUCAGAUACAUUCUCGGAUAUUAGAUCGAUGACA